Molecule: messenger RNA, 219 nt
Organism: Protopolystoma xenopodis
Lineage: Eukaryota; Metazoa; Platyhelminthes; Monogenea; Polystomatidea; Polystomatidae
Source: the annotation of a GenBank genome assembly
ACUAAGCCUGGCUGGCAACAACAAGGAUCUAUGGAGAUGAUUGACGAAAGUCGAACUGAAGCUUCAUCUAGUACGGAGGCUUCGUUAGUUCUGGCGAGAUGGCUGCUUUUGGCCAACUGGUACUGCUUCUGGCCUGCUGCCAUGCAGGUCUACCUGCGUGAUUUAUUGGGCUGCCGCGCAUCCAAACACGAAGUACUGCCUUACACCUCUUUUUCUUAG